CUCGGCUCGAUCACACCGACUGCCGACUCUUUUCUCUUUCCACGCAUCGUUGGGUCUUGUUCUUUUCUUCCUCUAUUCACGACAGGCGUUUGGCUCUUUUUUGUCUUUCUUUUCUUUCAGCAUGAGGGGGAAAACACGACAGCAAACAUUGUCCCGGUUUCCUCGCGUCCCAUAUCUGGAGUUUCCUUGGUUUCCUUUCUUCAUGCAUCAACCUCUCAAACACGGGCUUCCUUCCUAUUCUUACCCUUCACAUGUUAACCAUUUACGACAUUUUCCUUUUCCACUUUUCACUACUACUACAACGAGAUACCACCAGGGAUGCAUAUCGAGGGAACCGAGAAGGAACGAAAGAAAGAGAGAAACGAAGAGAAACUUUUCUUGUUUGCAUUCUUACCUAUCCAUCUAUCCAUACCAUUCGUUCGUGUUCGUGUCCGUGUUUGUAUGUUCUGUCUUUUCCUUACCCGUCUGCUGUGCAUCGAUCGGGGAGGUGGGGGUGGUGGAGGAGGUGGAGGCACGUUGGGUUCAGAACGAGACGCAGAUAUCAUCUAUACACGAACGGAACGAACGUACACGAAGACGCGCACAUGCACGCACAACGAACGCAGUUAUAUAUAUACGUUAUGUUAUAUUAUGUUAUUACUAUAUUAUUAUAAUUGUCUUGAUAUUUACCUUUAUGUUCACCUCUAUCUUUACUUGUAAGUUAUCUUCAUGUUUACUUCAUCUUUACGUUCACCUUAUCUCGUUCACCUUCAUCUCGUUCACCUUCAUCUCAUUUACCUCUAUCUUCACUUCAUCUUUAUCUUCACCUCCAUCUUCAUCUUGUUCACCUUAUCUUCACGUUCACGUUCACUUCACGCUGACCUCAUCUCCAUCUUCACCUUUACCACUAUCUAUAUACACAUAUCGUGCUUGACGUAUCCCAUAUCUGCGUCAUCUUUAUUUAACUUACGAGUCCUUAAAUUCUUCUUCCGUAGGGGAUUAGAUUAGUAGUAGGUGGGUAUGGAAAAACGUCGUAUCCUUACGUUUGUUCUUAGGGGUUGGAUUGCUUUUGGUUGGUUGGUUGGUUGGUUGAUGUGAGGAAGGGGGGAG
Messenger RNA from Aaosphaeria arxii CBS 175.79, 1089 nucleotides. RefSeq lists its product as uncharacterized. Lineage: Eukaryota; Fungi; Ascomycota; Dothideomycetes; Pleosporales. The transcript has a single exon. Bases 122 to 913 code for a protein of 263 amino acids. The record is from RefSeq and is a predicted model, not a curated record.